Medicago truncatula (barrel medic) is the source of this 2226-nucleotide messenger RNA. RefSeq names its product protein NRT1/ PTR FAMILY 8.1. The record is from RefSeq and is a predicted model, not a curated record. Gene Ontology annotation, molecular function: transmembrane transporter activity. Gene Ontology annotation, cellular component: membrane. Gene Ontology annotation, biological process: transmembrane transport; oligopeptide transport. The coding region runs from base 255 to 1988 and encodes 577 amino acids. The transcript has 5 exons. Lineage: Eukaryota; Viridiplantae; Streptophyta; Magnoliopsida; Fabales; Fabaceae.
UCAUAUUUGUUUCUGCCUAUAUUAACAAACAAAAAAUAAACCAAACAAGCCAUAACGUAGGGUUACAUUACAAGAAGAGAGAGGAGCCACCAGAGAACAAAAGAUGGAAAAGUGAUUUUUCUUUGUUUCACUAGUCUUGUCUUUGUCCAUGUUCUGAUUCAACAUUGGUUAGAAAAAUAUAAGAAACUUAUAAACACGCCUUUAAUUUGUGGGUAGCAAAGAUAACAAGUAAACAGGAAAUCAAUUGUUCUACUAUGGAAGAUGUCAAUAUAAAAGCUGGUGUGAAUGAAGAAGAUGGUUUAUAUACAGAAGAUGGAACAAUUGACAUUCACAAAAACCCUGCCAACAAGAAAAAGACAGGAAAUUGGAAAGCAUGCCGCUUUAUUCUCGGAAAUGAAUGUUGUGAAAGAUUGGCUUACUAUGGCAUGAGUACAAACUUGGUGAACUAUCUCGAAGACCGUUACGGACUUGGAAAUGCAGCUGCUGCAAAUACUGUCACAACUUGGUCGGGAACAUGUUACAUCACACCAUUGCUUGGAGCCUUUUUAGCUGAUGCAUACUUGGGAAGAUACUGGACAAUUGCCAGUUUCUCGAGUAUCUAUGUCAUUGGAAUGGGGCUUUUAACAUUUUCCGCUAUUGCACCUGGACUAAAGCCUUCAUGUGAUACUGAUGGGUGCCAUCCGACGUCAGGACAAACUGCAGCCCUUUUUAUAGCACUCUACUUGAUUGCGCUUGGAACCGGCGGUAUUAAACCAUGUGUUUCAUCCUUUGGUGCUGACCAAUUUGAUGAAAACGACGAGACUGAGAGGAAAAAGAAAAGCUCAUUUUUCAAUUGGUUUUACUUCUCUAUUAAUAUCGGUGCACUCAUUGCUUCCUCGGUGUUGGUUUGGAUACAGAUGAAUGUCGGAUGGGGAUGGGGUUUUGGAGUACCUGGAGUUGCAAUGGUUAUCGCCAUUAUAUUUUUCUUCAUCGGUAGUAGAUGGUAUAGACUUCAAAUACCAGGUGGAAGUCCUCUUACAAGGAUUUGUCAAGUUAUUGUUGCAGCAUUUAAGAAACUUGGGCAACAAGUUCCAGAUGAUAAGUCUCUUCUUUAUGAGACUACUGAUGUAGAAUCUAACAUCAAAGGGAGCCGGAAACUUGAACACACAAAUGAAUUGAAGUGUUUGGAUAAGGCAGCAGUAGAGACAGAAUCCGACCGGAUAAAAGAUUUACCGAAUCCAUGGAGGCUCUGCACAGUAACACAAGUCGAAGAACUCAAAUCAGUCGUUCGUUUACUCCCCGUUUGGGCAUCACUGAUAGCCUUUGCAACAGUAUACAGUCAAAUGGGAACCAUGUUUGUGUUACAAGGCAACACAAUGGAUCAACACAUCGGUCCUAAAUUCAAAAUUCCAUCAGCAUCCCUCUCCCUUUUCGACACUCUAAGUGUCAUCUUCUGGGCCCCGGUCUACGACCGUCUCAUCGUCCCUUUCGCAAGAAAGUACACUGGUAAUGAACACGGUUUCACACAGCUUCAAAGAAUCGGAAUCGGCCUAGUCAUCUCAAUCAUUUCCAUGAUCGUGGCAGGGAUUCUAGAAGUCAUACGCCUCGACAUUGUCCGCAAAAACAACUACUAUGACCUCGAAACCAUCCCUAUGUCGAUCUUCUGGCAAGUACCACAAUAUUUCCUAAUAGGUGCCGCUGAAGUCUUCACUAAUAUCGGUCAGAUGGAGUUCUUUUAUGGUCAAGCACCCGAUGCUAUGAGAAGUUUGUGUGCUGCACUUUCACUCACAACUAAUGCAUUGGGAAAUUAUGUGAGUACAUUGCUUGUUACUAUUGUGACAAAAGUUACUACAAGAAAUGGAAGUCUUGGUUGGAUUCCAGAUAAUAUGAAUAGGGGUCAUCUUGAUUACUUCUACUGGCUUUUGACAAUUCUUAGUUUGAUCAACUUCAUUGUGUAUCUAUUGAUUGCUAAGAGGUAUACAUACAAAAAAGUGACUCAUCUUAGGUGAGAAAUGUACCUUGAUGAGUAAACUGAGGAAUUGAAGCUUUUGAUUAAGUAUUGAGAUUUCACAAAUAUUUGUAUCUAAACCUGAAUUGCGUAGGUAGAUUCUUAGGAAAUGUUUGUAUCUAAACCUGCAAAUAUUUCUGUGUGGAUGAUUCCUGGAGUAAUCUCAUGUUUGGUAGAAAAGAGUUAAAAAAAUAUAUAUUCUCAAUAAACUAUUCGCAGGACUAAAAAUUUGUUCUCAA